CAGUAUUCACUUACUACUUUUGUUCUUACAGAUUCUGGUACUGAGCAGUAUUUGGGUGGUCUUUAUUAUAGAUAUUUACUUAUCUUUAUCGCGCUAAUAUCACAUGAUUGUGAAUCAAUAAUGAAGAUUCACAAGUACAAAAUUAUGCUUGCAUAAUCAAUGUAUAGAUCAUCAAUGGAAAAUCCAUUAAUAAUAAUAAUAAUCCUUAUUAGAUAAGCAUGAAACAUGUACCAUUGAAGAUUUUGAGGUUAAUUAAUGGUUUUAUUAAAAAUGUGUAUUAAAUAGUGAGUAAUAUUAUUAAAUAAUUAAUUGAUUAACUAAAUGGGUAGAUCAAGAAGAUUCUGAUUACGAUAAUAAAUAAGUAGUGAUAAGUUCUUUUAACUAUAAAUAUCAGUAACGAAAGUACAAGUUAAUCCACGACCCAAACAACGAACUUGCCAUGAAACUGCAAAAUGUAAAUACUUAGUCAUAAAUAGAUGGAUAUUUAAUUUAUUCAAACGAUACAAUAAUGUUUUAUAAUCGUUGCACUUAUUAACCUACACCAUGCCUGGAAAGAUUAAAGUCAAGGUAUUGGCGGGUCGUAACUUACCUGUAAUGGAUCGUUCAGGUGAUACAACGGAUGCAUAUGUUGAACUAAAAUUUGGAAAUGUAACAUAUAAGACAGAUGUAUGUAGAAAAUCUUUAAACCCUCAAUGGAAUUCCGAAUGGUAUAAAUUUGAAGUGGACGAUGCUGAAUUACAAGAUGAACCUUUACAAAUUAGAUUAAUGGAUCAUGAUACUUACUCUGCUAAUGAUGCAAUUGGCAAAGUUUAUAUUAAUUUAAAUCCAUUAUUAUUGCCGGGUAUAACACCUUUAAUUAAAAAUGUUUGGACUUUGGAAGCAUCUUUGAGCUGCAGUGCUGGUUCUCAAGGCUCUGUUAUGACAGGAUGGUUACCAGUUUAUGAUACAAUGCAUGGUAUUCGUGGUGAAGUAAACAUUAUUGUUAAAGUGGAAUUAUUCUUAGAUUUUAAUAAGUUUAGGCAGUCAUCGUGCGGUGUACAAUUUUUCUAUUCACCAAAUAUACCAUAUGGAUAUCAUGCCCAAGUGAUACAUGGUUUUGUUGAAGAAUUAAUAGUGAGCGAUGAUCCAGAAUACAAAUGGAUCGAUAAAAUAAGAACACCUAGAGCAUCAAAUGAAGCACGUCAAACAUUGUUUUUUAAAUUAAGUGGAGAAGUACAAAGAAAGAUAGGUCUAAAAGCAUUAGAUUUGGGUGGAAAUGCAGUUAUUGGAUAUUUGCAGAAUUUUGACCUAGAAGGAGAGUCGGGCAUUGUUGCACGAGGUAUAGGAACUGCGGUAACUCUUGUAAAAGUACACGAUGUUUUUAACUCGCCUUCGGAUAAUGCACCACUUGAAGAACAUCAAGAGGAAGCAUCAUUUAGUCCAAGUUAUCCACUUCCUUCUAUUCCUUCAUCAACGACUGCAAAAACUUUACAUUCACCUGCAACAAAAACACAUAAUAUCAUUCCUUUGCAUAGAAGAUCCAGCGAUUCCGAUUUAAGUAUUACACCAAAAGGUAAUUCUUUGGCUGGAAGCGAUAGAUCAAUGGGUGGCUUCAUGAAACAAUCGGCAGCUGUAGUAAGAACUAUGAAUCAAGAUGCAUUAGAAAUGUUGGAAUAUCCAUUUAUUACAAUGCAACAAUAUCCUCCUGGUUUUGUUGUACAUAUAGGUGGUCUGGUAAGCUCAAGAUCGGUUAAAUUAUUGGAAAGAAUAAGUAAUUUAGAAGAACCGGAAAGUCGUGAUGCAUGGUGGACAGAAAUUAGAAUGGAAGUUAGAUCGCAUGCAAGAGCAUUAGCUUGUAACGUCGUCAUAGGAUACAAAGAAGAAACUAGUAUAUGCGAUGACGUUUGUGUUUUAAAUGCAAGUGGUACAGCUGCUGUUAUAAAUCUUCAUAAUUCAAAUUCGGAUCAGGAUAAUGUUUUUGUAACUCGAUUGCAACAAGGAUUAAUAGCAGCAUCUAUAGAAUCAGAACGCGAUAAGCCCAGCCAAAAAUCAUCUGUCAAUAAAACAGAAAGAAGUGACAUUGAUCCACCUAAUCAUACGACUAAUCCCAGUGGAAGAAAUAAAUGUGCAUCUGAAAGUAAUGAUCACGAAUCAUAUGCCCAAUCUCACGGGUGCAGUCUUUGUCAUUUGCCAUAUAGUGGAAGUAAUAUACAAUUUAAAGUAAAUAUGUCUAAAUGUGCCAUAUGUAAAAGAGCUAAAGUUCCAGAUGUAAUGUUUACUACUAUAGAACUUCUUGAAAAUAUACCUAUGACUGGUAGAGGAUGCUUCAUUCAAGCAACAGUAUGUAAAAAUAAGAAAGAUUUAAGAGGCGAAUUAAAUGCCAAAGAAAUUUCCGAUUGCUUACCUUUUUUGGAAUAUGAAUUGUAUUGUUUGUUAUUGAAUAAGUUAAAAAUGAAAGGAAUGAAUGCUAUCUUUGGUUUAAAAUUACAAGUUUCCAUCGGAGAGAGAUUCAUUAUUGGAAUGGCAGUUGGAACCGCUGUUUUUCUUACAGCAUUACCUAAUCCUUCUAUUCCACAAAUUGCUGCUCAUAAUUCUUGGCACAACGAAGAGCAGUUGGUUGAAAUUCAACAAAUUCUUUCAAACACCGUUAAAAAGAAUAUCGAAUUUUAUCAAUUAAAGCCAAUAGGGGACAAUGAAACAGGGCGUGCUGUAACUACAUCCGAUACAGACGACUCGGAUGAAGAUUUACCUGAACUUGAUGUUGCAUUAGGUUCUCGAGAUGCUUGCAUAUUAGAAGUAGAUGAUCUCGAGGAUAUUGAUAGAAUAUCAUUAUUAAUAGAUGACAAACCACCCGAUGAUUUUCAUGUUGUAAAUACACAAACUAUACCUGGAUUAGAAGAUCUAGAAAUAGUUAGAAAUUUACAAAUGUUUACACAAGUAUCCAGAGCUAAAAUUCCAGCAGGUCUAUCAACAUCAAUGCCUCCAAAAUAUUUCGCUAGAUUAUUGCAGACAAUUUUCUUCAAAUUAAGGAGAAUGGUUCCUUGUGCGCUAUGUGAUAUGCAAUUUAAAGUUGCACUUCCUGAACAAGAUGAAAUACAACUUUCUGUUGUUGGUAUGGCACUUGGAUUAGGUGAACCUGUAAAAUCAAAUAAAUAUAAACGAAAAAUGGUCGUUCAUCAACAUAGUAAAGAUGAAGUGAAAAAAUCAGACGAACACGAAAUGAUAUUUAAUCUCGAGGAAGAUCACAUAGAAACAACUGCUGUAUCUGACAAUAUGCCGAAUAUUCGACCUACAAAUCCAUCUACAUUAACAGUUUUUUCUGGGCGAAAGUCAAGACCACGUUCACCAUUACGGUCAAAGAUACAUACUACGCAUAGACAUAAACAUGUGCCUUUGAAGGAAAGAUAUGGUGUAGAUAUAACACCAUUAUCGUAUUUACCAGGUGGAAGAAUUGAAAGAUAUUUAGGAAAUCUAAACUUUUUCUUUAUCAGAGAAAGCACAUCUGUAAGAGAGAAUGGUGGAUUAAGUGGAUUUACGCAUAGCUUUGUAAUGGAAAUAUUAGCUAUUGUACGUGCACAUAUAACAGCAUUAGGAGGAAAUGCGAUGGUUGCUUUUUUUAUGACACAGUGCGUUCUUCUCCAUAAUGUUCAUAAAAAUCAGGGUCAGUGUUUGAUAAAUGUUGGUGGGGAUGUAGUUUUUGUAUCAUAUUUUGCCAAUGAGAAACGAAGCGGAUCAUCUAAUUACUGACACCAACCUCCACAUUCUGCACCGCCAUAGUUACAAAGUAAAAAGAAUUUUUGAUAUUCUCUUGUUGUAGAGAUAUCUGUUACGUUUCUUAAUUGCUUAGCUUAUUUUUAUUGCUGUAGCAAAAUUACACAUAUAUAUAUAUAGCACAUACAUAUAUUUGGUUUUUUUAUACUUGAUAGAUACAAAGACAAAAUAUUUAUAGUUUUUUAGGUAUCCAUUAUUUUACUUUUUAUUAUUAUACUUAAAUAGUAUGCCCUUCAGAGAGCUGUAUUGUUAAGUAAUGCUGUUACAUAUCUCAAAAUACUCCACAAUCGCUUAAUGUAAAUAUAGUCUUAAAUCUAUCGCAGUAGUGGAUUCCUGAAGAGAUAAAUUGAUGAAAAAUAGUAUUUAUUAGUAAAAUACACAAAUAAUAUUCAAAUUAUAAGAUUCAAUAUAAAGUGCACAUUUCUCUGUAAUUUGUCUGUAAUAUUGUAUUUUGUAUUUUUAUGUAUACAUGUGUACAUUGUCAUUUUACGAUAAGCAUUUUUCUCACAAUAUCCUUUUGUAAUUUUGAAUAAGUCAACAAUGUUAGAAAAUAAUACGCUGGGUGUAAUA
This is a messenger RNA of Polistes canadensis, 4320 nucleotides long. RefSeq names its product C2 domain-containing protein 5. Gene Ontology annotation, molecular function: calcium ion binding; calcium-dependent phospholipid binding. NCBI's taxonomy places the organism in Eukaryota, Metazoa, Arthropoda, Insecta, Hymenoptera, Vespidae. The transcript is spliced from 14 exons. Bases 544 to 3726 code for a protein of 1060 amino acids. The record is from RefSeq and is a predicted model, not a curated record. Gene Ontology annotation, cellular component: plasma membrane. Gene Ontology annotation, biological process: positive regulation of vesicle fusion; positive regulation of protein targeting to membrane; intracellular protein transmembrane transport.